This is a messenger RNA of Lymnaea stagnalis (great pond snail), 987 nucleotides long. The record is from the annotation of a GenBank genome assembly. NCBI's taxonomy places the organism in Eukaryota, Metazoa, Mollusca, Gastropoda, Lymnaeidae.
GCCAAAGACAUUCCCUCUCGUCAGAGGAACUUGUUACACGAGAUCAGGUAUUACUUUGAGCUAAUCAACGUAGUCAUUCUAUGCAGCAUCGUUGCUGUUAUAGGUAUCAUCGCCAACGUCAUCAACAUCAUAGUCUUUUAUAGACAGGGUCUCAACAACACCGUCAACAUCACUCUAACCGGGCUGGCAAUCUCCGAUCUCUGUUGCCUGAUCACGCUGCUGUGGUAUGCCAUCUGUGCCAGUCGCGUGUUCGAAGACCAUGACGUGACCAUCAUUCCCUCAGAGGUCCAAGUGCUGACCGCGGGUUGGCCCCGAGCGUGCUUUGUCCGCAUCACUAAUUGGAUCACCGUGUUCAUCACGGCCGAGAGAUGCCUGUGUGUCAUUGCGCCACUGACAGUUAAGAAAAUCCUGACGCCGAAACGAGCCAGGAUUGUGAUCGGAUUCAUUUACGUCAUCACAACGCUUCCAUUGAUCCCCGAGUACAGCACUGCGUAUUUGGAUUGGAAAUUUGUCGAAGGGGCAAACCGAACUCUAUUUGGUUUAAAGUUUGCGGAUGACAGACCUCAGUUCGAAGAAUGGACGUCCACAAUUUACUUUAUCUACAUAUUCCUGGCCUAUUUCCCUCUCAUAUUCCUGACGGGAGUUUUGAUCUACAAGCUGAAACAGAAAACAAAAUGGCGUCAGAAAUCCACCUUCGACGCGACGCAAUCGGAGAAGAUCUCGUCACGUGACAGGAAGACCAUUAACAUGGUCAUAGCUAUCGCCAUUGUUUUCAUCUUCUGCAGCGCCACCUCUGUUUUUAUUGUUACGGUCAGCUUCUUCGUGCCUGGGUUCGGCAUCACUGGGGAAAACACCGAUCUAUUUUUCUUGAUCUGGUCCUUUGGUUUUCUGCUCGAGGGUCUCAACGCGAGUGUGGAUAUAAUACUUUACUACGUGAUGAGUUCCAGAUACAAGCGAUAUUUACAUGAACUUUUUAACGUUAACAAG